AUGGGUCGCGGUGGGGCGUCCUCUCCCUCUCUCUCUACCCUUUCUACCGCCGCGUCUCCCAUUGCUCCGCCUGCCAGUGUCCUUCGCACCUCCUCCCUCCACCCGUGGGGAUGGCAGGGUCUAAGGGUCCCAGGAAGGAUAGAGCUAGGGAGAGGGAUGGGGUUACAUCCAGGCACAGGAUUGGCAGGAGGAUUUCAGGGCACAGGUGCAGCAGGAGUAGGAGCGGGUGUUGGAAGGGGUAGAGGGUUUAGAAGAGCUGGUUCCUUGGGUGUAGUUGCGGCGGUUUCUGGUGCAGGUGCAUCUGGGGGAGGGGGAGACUCGUCUGGUUCGUCCACGUCACAGUGGAAGGCAGGAGGGGCGGCUGGUAGCAGCAAAUCGAAAGCUGCCAGCUCAGCAUCAGGCCCUCCAGGGAAAGCAGCAGGGGGGGCGAAGAAGGCGAAAGCGGCGAAGAAACGGUCGCAGGGCACGUCAGCAUCAGCAGCUGCUGACGUGGAUAAGGACUGGGAUCCGAUCACUGAGUUACUAGAGCGAGUGCCGAACCGGGUGGAACCGCAGGUUCGGGUGAACGGGCAGCUGAUGUCGCUCAAGGAGGCGGAGGCUCGGGCCGUUCCUGCGCCGAUCCGAGCCUUUAACGCUCUAGAGCAAGGAGUUGAAAGCGCCCGUGAGGCGGCCUUGGGAAAGCUGGCGGAGGUUCUAGGAGGGGUGGAUAAGGAGGUGAUUAUAGAGGAAGGGAGUGAAGACGAGGGGUUGGCAGCAGAGGGAAGGGAAGGAAAGGAAGGGAAACAGUCUCAACAGGGACUGUCCUCAGGCUCAGGUGCUGCCUCGUCCGCUGAUGCUACUCAGCCAGCCAAUCCCGUAUACCUGAAAGAUCUCCUGCGCGAGUUUAAGGGGGAGUUGGUGGUUCCGGAGGAGGCGUUCGCCCCGCGUGUGGUGGAAACCACCGCGUUUGAGCGCGCGCUGGCGGACGCUCCGCCCAUGAGCGCGGCGGAGUUUCUGGGUUUUGCGGAGAAGAAGCAGGUGAAGCUGGUGACGUCACGCGGGCUGAAGAGGCGAGAUGGGAGGUUUGAGUACUGGGACGUGCUGGUGCAGCUGAAGGAGGUGCCGGGGGAUUCGGCCUUGCAGACCAACACCUGGCGGCUCAAGGUGGACUCGCGGUCCGUGCCGGCAGUGCUGGCGGCCUAUAAGGGUCCGCAGAAGGAGGUGGAGACGGUGUACUCGACAUUUGUCGAGGUCCCAUCAGCUAAGCCCCUCCCAGCAGCCUCCACCAUCUCCGGACGAAUCUUCCUGGAAUGUUCCAUCCUAUCAGCCAUCCUCCAAUCCUUCCUCUCAGCCCUCAUCGCUUCUUCCACCGCCGCCCUUCUCCUAGCCUCCUCCGCCGUACUCUUUAUAGUCCGAUCCGUUUUGUGGCCCCUGGCGAAACCCCUGCUGACGCCUGUAGCCUGGGUUGUAGCGGCUGUAGUGAAGCAGAUAGCCGCUGUGCUUACUGCCACGUGGGCCAGUCUAUUCGCUCCGGGCAGCAGCAGCCUGUUUGGAUUCCUGCAGUUACAGCUGGCGGCGAUGUUUGGGAGCGGGGGGAUAGCGAGCGGGGUGACUGGCGCUGCUGCCACUGCGUCAGGAGAUGCCAUUACUGACGUGGCAGUUGACCUGGCGCGGGAUAUUUUUAUCGGGAAGCUGAAGAGUUCGGCGAAAGCGGUGGGGAUGAUGGUGUUUGUGGUGCUGUUCAUGGCAGCAGGAGCUAAAUUCACGCUCAACAGACGCACUAGGGACUACACCAAAUGGGACAUUUGGCAAGCCAUUGAGUUCGGCCAGUCGAAGCCUCAGGCUCGAGUGGAGGGCUCCACGGGAGUGAAGUUUGAGGAUGUGGCAGGCAUCGAUGAGACCGUGCAGGAGUUACAGGAGCUCGUGGAGUAUCUCAAAGACCCCCAGCGCUUCAACCUCAUGGGAACCAAGCCCCCGCACGGCGUGCUGCUGGAAGGGCCUCCUGGCUGUGGCAAGACACUUCUGGCAAAAGCGAUAGCAGGCGAGGCAGGGGUGCCAUUCUACCAGAUGGCGGGCUCCGAGUUUGCAGAAGUGCUGGUGGGAGUGGGGGCAGCUCGUGUGCGGGAUCUGUUCAAGCGAGCCAAGGUCAACAAGCCCGCGGUCGUCUUCAUUGAUGAAAUCGACGCUCUUGGUGCCGCCCGGUCGUCAGCAGGGGGUGAUGAAGGCGCGGAUGCGGGGGUGACGGAGAGAGAGACGACCCUCAACCAGCUGCUCAUCGAGCUUGAUGGCUUUGACACCGGCCAGGGGGUGGUGUUCAUCGGCGCCACCAACCGCAUGGACAUGCUGGAUGCUGCCCUGCUGCGACCAGGGCGGUUCGACAGAAAGAUCACCAUCGUGCCUCCAGGCUCCAAGGGCAGGGCGGAGGUGCUGCGGGUGCAUGCCAAGAAGGUCAAGAUGAGCCCUCACGUGGACCUCGACACCAUUGCAAGCAACCUCGCAGGGUGGAGUGGUGCGCAGCUGGCGAAUCUGCUGCAGGAGGCGGCGCUGGUGGCGGUGAGGAGGGGGGCGGGGGAGAUAGAGGACGAGGAUCUCAACACGGCAGCGGACCGCCUCACCCUCGGCACGCCCCGGGAGCGAUGGGGGGCGGAGCAGGGGAAACACCCGCUGCUGGUGCGGAGAAUGGCGGUGCACGAGGCGGGGCUGGCGUUGACGGCGCUGCUGCUGAUUGAGUAUGACGACGCGCAGGUGGAGCCACCACAACGGCUUUCGAUCGUGCCCCGAGGCGAGGUGAUGCUGGGCGGCCGGGCGGCGGAGGAGGUGGUGUGGGGGCGGGACAGCAGCACGUACAGUCAGCGCCACGUGGCGGAUGCUUCCUGGAUGGCGUACAAGUUUGUCUCCAUAUGGCACAUGGCAGGGAAGAUGGCACAUGGCGGGGAAGGUGCUCCCUCGGGGCAUCCCGCCAGCCUGGAAGCGUCGCAGCACUGCCAGCGGCCCCUCGCUGGGCUUCGGCCCCUAAACCCGCGCCCUGUGCUGUGCCCCCUUCACCCCCCCUCCCCUCUCCCCCUCCCAGAUGGCACAUCGCGGGGAAGGUAUUGCCUCGAG
Molecule: messenger RNA, 3081 nt
Organism: Closterium sp. Naga37s-1
Lineage: Eukaryota; Viridiplantae; Streptophyta; Zygnematophyceae; Desmidiales; Closteriaceae
Source: the annotation of a GenBank genome assembly